Molecule: messenger RNA, 3471 nt
Organism: Miniopterus natalensis
Lineage: Eukaryota; Metazoa; Chordata; Mammalia; Chiroptera; Miniopteridae
Source: RefSeq, a predicted model, not a curated record
AACAACUAGUCUAUAUCAUGGUUGGUCUUGCUGUAAGAGAAGAACAACUGAUUUUUCUGAUUUUUUAAGCAUUGUAGGUUGUACAAAAGGUAAACAUAAUAGUGAAAAGCCACCUGAGCCCGUUAAACCUGAAGUCAAGACUACUGAGAAGAAGGAACUAUCUGAAUUGAAGCCCAAAUUUCAGGAGCACAUCAUUCAAGCCCCUAAACCAGUAGAAGCAAUAAAGAGGCCAAGCCCAGAUGAACCAAUGACAAAUUUGGAAUUAAAAGUAUCCGCCUCCCUAAAACAAGCACUUGAUAAACUUAAACUAUCAUCGGGGAAUGAAAAAAGCAAAGAAGAAGACGGUGAUGAAAUUAAGAUUGGGACCUCAUGUAAAAAUGGAGGGUGUUCAAAGACAUAUCAGGGUGUACAGAGUCUAGAAGAAGUCUGUGUAUAUCAUUCUGGAGUACCUAUAUUCCAUGAAGGGAUGAAAUACUGGAGCUGUUGUAGAAGAAAAACUUCUGAUUUUAAUACCUUCUUAGCCCAAGAGGGCUGUACCACAGGGAAACACAUGUGGACGGCUAAGGAUGCUGGGAAAAAAGUUGUUCCAUGUAGACAUGACUGGCAUCAAACUGGGGGUCAAGUCACCAUUUCAGUGUAUGCUAAAAAUUCACUUCCAGAACUUAGUCAAGUAGUAGCAAAUAGUACAUUGUUAAAUGUGCACAUUGUAUUUGAAGGAGAGAAGGAAUUUCAUCAAAAUGUGAAAUUAUGGGGUGUGAUUGAUGUAAAGCGAAGUUAUGUAACUAUGACUGCAACAAAGAUUGAGAUCACCAUGAGAAAAGCUGAACCUAUGCAGUGGGCAAGCCUUGAACUGCCUGCAACCAAAACCCAGGAAAAACAAAAAGAAGAUAAAACAGAAUGAACUGAGAGGAAAUAAAAACUUAUUACCUAUUUCAGAAUUCUUAAUGUGUGGUGAAGUGUUGGCUUGCUGCUGUAAUCUUUUUUUCUGUUGUUGUUGUUGUUGAAUCUGGCGUUUCAGGGUCAACGGUUGUAGGUUCUUAAAAGCCAAAGUCAGUUUAUCUUUUUGUGCCUCCCUUUUUUUUUUGAGUUACCUAAAAUUGAUUAUUCAUUUCUUCUCACUAAUAGAACUGUAGUUGUGUCCCAUACUUGAAGAAGCUAGAAAAUAGCUCAUAGAAUAGUUCUUAGUACAAUAUUAUGUUAAGCAGAGAAAUAUAAGGCAGAGAAAUAUAAGGUAACACUUGUUCACAUCUCUAUUAUUCCAUAAUUAGUAAAGCAAGGUGGAAUGUUAAAUUUUUAAUUAGUUUUUUCUUGAGUUUCUGUUUCUAUAUACUUGAAAAUCUUAAAAGAUAAAGCUCCACAAUGUUUUUUCCACUCGGGACGGUUACUUUCUGUAGGAGGACUAAUUCUAAAACUAUAGAGGUAUGAAUUUGGUUAAAAUUCAUUUUAUAAGACUAAGCAAUAAUGUUAAAUAUCUCCUGGUUAUUUAUAAGGUCUUGGUAUGGUGUUAUGGCUAAAUUGUAUCUGAAUCAUAGCCUACAUCCUCUUAAAUUUUUAAUUACAUAUAAAGAAAAAUUAAGUAUAUAUUUGGCUUUCCUGAUGGUAAACUGUAUAAAAUUCUAGAUUAAAAGGCUUAUGGGAAUACAUUAGAGUUUCAGAAAACUAAAUAUUUAGGCUUUGCUUUAUGACAAGUAUUACAUGUUAAAUAGCAUAAUUGUUUUAUAUUUUUUUUCAGCUUUCAUGAACAGUUUGACAAUUCUAGGUGAUACAGUGCUGAUUAUAUAUUGUACUUUAUUAAAUAGGUAUCACAGAAUUAGAUUGUUUAUGCUUAUUAAACACAUUAAAGGAUAGCUUACUUUUUGAGGUAGUUCAGAGCUUAUGAAGAAAAUGGAAAAUAUUAUGAAGGCCAAAACUCUUGGAGAAUUUUUUGGGCAUGAAUUAUGCUUACAUAGAUUAAAAUGAUUAUUUCCAAAGCCCCUUGAGUGUUUUUUUUCCUUGGGAUGAGUGGAAUUUUUGUAAUGGAAAAUUUGCAAAGGUACAAUUUUAAUUAAAGAGUUAGUAUAUGUCACUCUACUACCCUUAGCAAAUAACUAUUAGAUGUAAUUAUGUAAUUAAAUGGUUUAGCUCUGUUGCAAAAAACCUGUCGACUAGGCUUUCAUGAAAUACCAUGGCAAGAAAUUUUUGGCAGUAAAAAUUGUACCCAGCUAGAGUAUAUAAGUUUAUAGUGAAUUGUAUUUAAAAUUUUUUAAGUUAUAUUUUAUAAUUUAGGAACCUGGGUUCAUUUGGACAAUCUUUAUUGGGUGGAUCUUUAUUGUUUAAGGAAAAGUUGCUACUUAUUUUGAUUUGAGGUAAUGAUUAAUAUACUCUUUUUGUGUUUUCUUUGAGGCUAUUUUCCCUAAACAGUAUCUUAAUAUGUUCUGUUUGAUUGACCUAUUAUUUAAAGCAAGUGGAUUAUACACCUAAGAGUUAGUUACAAAGCACUGAGUUUUUUAUUGCUUUUGGAUACAGCUUAUGUAUUUAGUCUGAUUACAUUAGUGACACUUCUGUUAUUUCCAUGAACCUCUGAAUUUGUUGCCCAUAUAAAAACCUAAAUGACACUAGACACAUUUAUAAUUAGGUAAAAUAUGUUUUACUUUUUUCAGUCUGUCAAAAAAUUUAGAAAUGGCCAACUUUAUUAAAUUGUUUCUCUAGAAAUAUGCUUUAUCUUUCUCACAUUUAGGGUAAUUACUAUAGCAAAGCAGUCAAAGCUGGGUUUAUUAUAUAUUUGGUAACUAAUUCUAUAGCUGAACUAACGAUGGGAAACUUUUCUUGCCUAGCACAUUUGCUAGUGUAAAGUAAGUAUGGUCCUAAGAAGUUGAGGUUUUAUUUCUUUUAAACCUUAUUUUUAGAUAAGUUUAGAUUUACAGAAGUGUUGCAAAAAAAGUACAGAGUUCUUUAUGUGCUAUAUUAAUCUUCCCCUUAUGUUAAAAUCUUACCUAGAACAUUUACAAAACUAAAAUUAGUCUAUUAACGAAGGUAGGAAAUUAAUUUUGACCAUCUGUUUUUAGAGGAACACUGUUAAAGGGUAGUUCUUGAGACCUACCCUGGCUUUUGGUAAUAAUUUAAGCCAGGAAUUUAUAAACCAUUAAAAAUAUAAAUUGAAAUCAGUCUACCGUGGACAGAUGUUUAUAGGUCAAAGAUACAACUUCCUGUUCUAACCAUAUAUGGCAAAGGACUGUAAUGAUCUAUUUUAUUAAAGUUUAUAUUUUAUAUCAGAUUUUAAUUUUUAUUAUGUAUAACUUCUUUUGUUUGGUUUUCUUUAGAUAACUUUUCAGCCAUCUAAGGGUAAAGAGAACCUUAAAGAGUUCUUACAGAUACAUUAAGUGACUUUGUAUUAUUGCUCUGCUACCCUUUGUUUUUUUUAAAAAAAAUCAGUCAUUCCCGCCUGAAAAUGCUUGUCAUGCAUACACGCACAAUAAACUUUUUAAAAGCUCA